UCAUGGGAUCCCCCCAGCAGACAGGUCAAAAUGAGAAAAAUCCAACCACACCUUGUAAAGGGACAAACUAUAAGCAAACCACAGACUGUCAGGAAAGAAGCUGCCCCAAGUCUUGAGUCAGGGACAUUUGAGGAGAAGGACACGACAGCCCUUUAGUAAGGCUCUGGGUUUGGGUUUCUGCGUUCUUGUUUUUAAUUAAGAGAUGCCUUUACUUGUUAAAUUGUACCUUUAACAAAUUGUAUCGAACUGUAUUUUGUAACUUAAAUGAUCUUAACGCAAAACCAGAGGUCUGGGAUGGCUUAGCAGAGUGCUUGCUUUGAGGAGCAGAGUUUGAAUCCCAGAACCCACCCAAGGAAGCUGAGCAUGGCAGCAAAGGCCUGUCACCCCAGUGCCGGGGAGGCAGAGACAGAGAAUCCCUGGGACUUGCUGGCCAGCUAGCCUAGCCAAAGUUGUGAGUUCUGAGUUCAAUGAGAGGCCCUGUUUCAAAAAAAUAAAUAAGCAGAGGACAAGAGAAGAAAACACUGGACACUCAUUUUUGGCGCAAACACACACAGAGAGAGAUAGAACAAAGGUACAAAUCUCUGUGCUGGGGUGACAGGCAUGAGGCACCAUGACUGGCUAAUUAUACAGGCUUCUACAUGCAUGUGGGAAAGGUGAGCAGACAGACAGACAGACACACACACACAGAGGGGGGAGAGAAAGAGAGAUUUGUAUGCUGGAGUGACAGGCAUAAGGCAUUAUGACUGGCUAAUUAUAUAGACUUCUACAUGCAUGGGAGAGGUAAACAGACACACACACACACAGAGAGACAGGGACAGAUCUGUGUGCUGGAGCAACAGGCAUGAGGCACCAUGGCCAGAUCAUUAUACAGACUUCUACAUGUAUUGGGGGGGGGGUGAGGCGCACAGCAGCUCUCUCUGGCCAGCGGCGUGGCUGGCAGUCUGUAUCCCCUGCCUUGCCCGUCCUGCAUUCUCCAAUCCUCUGACACUUAGCAAGGACCUCUCCUAGACAGAGCACAAGAGCAGCACACAGCUAUCCAUUCCCAGUUCUUCAGCGUUCAUCUCUGAACAGCCACUGGGGUGAAGAGAACCCUGUCUCCUCUGUGCCAGGAGGAAACAGGAAGGAAGGAAGGGACACAACUGAAAUCAAUACGAGGGAGCCUCCGCAGGUUCUUGUCAUUUGUACAAUGAUAAGGCCUUCGGAGACACAGCUGAUGGGAAUCUGCCAGAGCUGGGCGUGACUCACCCCCGCACAGCCUGGCUGCUCUUUUGUGAAGCCUGGAAAAUACCUCAGCAGCUGAUUAAAAAGAGGGAUCUCUUUUCUCUUUCCACGAUGCGUUAAAGGGACCUGACCUGGCUGCCUUAGAAGACUGGACUUUUCAACCUCCUCUCAGCCUCCUCGGCUUGGCCCACCUGGAGUGAAUCUCUUGACCUGGAACCCCUCCACCCUCAAGGUAUUCAAGCUGCUCUUGUGAGGCAGCUUCCUGGGAGCCAGAGCCUCCUGGAGCCUGUCUUGCAAGGAUGCUGCUGCCUAAGAAGGUCAGGCUGCUGAUGUUCCUGGGCUCCCAGAUGAUAGUUGUAGCACUCUUCCUCCACAUAACCGGCCAUAGGAGCCUGUUCCAGAAGGAGGAGCCCAGGAGGCCUGUGCAUGUUCUGGUCCUGUCUUCCUGGCGGUCAGGAUCCUCUUUCGUGGGACAGCUUUUUGGGCAGCACCCGGAUGUCUUCUACCUGAUGGAGCCCGCCUGGCACGUGUGGAUGACUUUCACCAGCAGCACAGCCUGGAGGCUGCACAUGGCCGUACGGGACCUUCUGCGUUCCGUCUUCCUGUGUGACAUGAGUGUCUUUGAUGCCUACAUGAAGCCGGGCCCCCGGAAACAGUCCAGCCUCUUCCAGUGGGAGCAAAGCCGGGCCCUGUGCUCAUCGCCCGUCUGUGACUUCUUCCCUGGCGACCAGAUCAGCUCACCUAAGCACUGCAGGCUGCUCUGUGGUCAGCAGCCCUUCGAUAUGGUGGAGAAGGCCUGCAGCUCCCACAGCCAUGUGGUACUCAAGGAGGUGCGUCUCUUCAACCUGCAGGCCCUCUACCCGCUGCUCACAGACCCUUCCCUCAACCUGCACAUUGUGCACCUGGUCCGAGACCCUCGGGCUGUAUUCCGAUCCCGAGAACACACCACAGCAGAACUCAUGACUGACAGUCAUAUUGUGUUGGGGGAGCAUUUGAAAAUGAUCAAGGAGGAAGACCAGCCCUACUAUGCCAUGGAGAUCAUCUGCAAAAGCCAGGUGGACAUAGUCAAGGCCAUCCAAACCCUGCCUGAAGCUCUGCAACAACGCUUCCUGCUCCUGAGGUAUGAGGACCUGGUUCGGGCACCCCUGGCCCAGACUUCCAGAAUAUACAAAUUUGUGGGGUUGAAAUUUUUGCCCCAUCUCCAAACCUGGGUUCACAACGUCACCCGUGGCAAGGGCAUGGGUCAGCACGCCUUCCACACCAACGCCAGGGAUGCCCUCAAUGUCUCCCAGGCAUGGCGUUGGUCCUUACCUUAUAAAAAGGUGUCUCAGCUUCAAGAUGUCUGUGGUGAAGCUAUGGAUCUGCUGGGAUACCUCCAGGUUCUAUCGGAACGGGAGCAGGGCAACCUGUCGCUGGAUCUGAUGUCUUCCUCCCACACUUUGGGGUAGGUCUUCCGAGAAGGCUGAGGAGGCCCAUCUGCCCCAGCCGGUUCCAGCCUCACCUCCAUUAAAUGAUGGGAAGACUUAAAGCAUCUCUAGAUGAGCAAACCGAGUGCCCAUUCCUCCACAGCCCCAAGCAGCGGAGUGUCUUUUUGUAUCUAUACCCAGGUCUACACUGCAGCUGGGCCUAAACACCAAGAAGCAUUCUCUACCUUGAAAAGACUUUGAAAAGGGAAUCUUUGAGUCUACCAGCUUUCUCCUUUCCUUGGCCUUCCUGCCUGUGCAUACCUCAGAGACCAUGGCCUGGAGGCCUGUGAGAGUCACCACGCAGUAUCUGUGGAGCAAGUCCAUAAACCUCCCCAUAUCAGAAACAGAAAGCAAAGUCCCCACACAACAGGGCCAGAGUGCAAGGCCAAGCUGUGGCUGGUCUGGACGGCACCCCCUUCGGUGUUUCCCUGACUCUGACCUCCAGUAAUACAAAAACUAUAACCUCAGCUUCCGUUUUGGAUUCCCGAGUAUGUCUUUUAAGUGCCAGUAGGCAAUGCUUGUUCUCAUGGGGUCCUAACAAUGAACAUAAUCACCUUUGUAGAGGUUUUUGUUUUCUUUUGCUAUUAUCUAACAUGUAUAUAAAAAUCACUACUACUUUUGGAGUCA
Messenger RNA from Psammomys obesus (fat sand rat), 3314 nucleotides. RefSeq names its product carbohydrate sulfotransferase 4 (gene Chst4). Gene Ontology annotation, cellular component: Golgi membrane. The coding region runs from base 1521 to 2669 and encodes 382 amino acids. Gene Ontology annotation, molecular function: N-acetylglucosamine 6-O-sulfotransferase activity. The transcript has 3 exons. Lineage: Eukaryota; Metazoa; Chordata; Mammalia; Rodentia; Muridae. The record is from RefSeq and is a predicted model, not a curated record. Gene Ontology annotation, biological process: carbohydrate metabolic process; N-acetylglucosamine metabolic process; protein sulfation.